Messenger RNA from Drosophila grimshawi, 846 nucleotides. RefSeq lists its product as uncharacterized. Lineage: Eukaryota; Metazoa; Arthropoda; Insecta; Diptera; Drosophilidae. The transcript has 2 exons. The record is from RefSeq and is a predicted model, not a curated record. Bases 1 to 846 code for a protein of 281 amino acids.
AUGAAUAAAUACGUGUGGCACGUGGCGGCCCUGCUGAUUAUCUUCUGCUGGCUGCCAGCGUCUACUGCACGCACCGCCAGCUAUCAUCACAUAAAUAGCGUGGGAUUGGAUCAGCAGCAGCAGCAAGCAACACAUUCGACAUCCACACAGUCAGCCAGCUCGGGCGCCGGAUCAACGAGCGUGUGGAAGGAUCUGGCGGGCGUCUAUCGCAUAUAUCAGCAAUGCGCCGGCGAAAACUUGUCCGUCUGUCUCAAGGUGAAGCUGCUAACGGGGCUGGAGAAAGCAUUUCGCACGGCCAAAACGUUUCCACUCUUCGAGGGCAUUCAGUUUGUGAGUAGCGGAGAUGUGGCGCAAAAGCGCAGUCAACUGCCGCCCAUUUCCGAGCAGGAUAUUGAGGCGGUGCUGCCACGCGGGCUGGAUGCCAAGGAGCAGAUCCUCAACAACAUGAUCAUGAAGCGUGUCAGCAGCUUUCUGCAGAAUCACACGUUACAGAUCAAAUUCGCCGCGGACAACAAUUCGGUGGAAGGACGCAAGAAGAAGGAUAAAAAGGGUAACGGCGCCUAUAUAAUGAUUCCCUUGCUGCUCGGUGGCACCUUUGUGCCCAUUGCUUAUGGUGCACUGGCUAUGCUCGCCGGCAAGGCGCUGAUUGUGUCCAAGCUGGCUUUGGUGCUGGCCUCAAUUAUUGGCAUUAAGAAGCUGCUCAGUGGUGGUGGCGGUGGCAAGGAAUCCUCACAUGAGGUUGUCGUCUCCUCGGGAGCCCAUUCGGGCUGGGGACGUGACUUUGAUAUGGCCUACACCGGUUGGAAGCCAGCCAAGGAGUCGGCGGGCAGCGCCAAGAGCCUGUAA